GUGUUUCUGAAGACGGCCCAGUCAUCAUGGCACAUGCUAGUAUUUAUUUGGGUUUUACUGUUCCACAAUUACUGAGAGGUGCUAGCAGAAUUUCUCCUGCUCGCUCUGCAUUCGCGGUGUUGAGGCACUCUGCUUUUUGUUACUGCACAGUGAACGGUACAAUAAAAUCAAAAAGGAAAAUGGAUCAUCUAGAGAGGACAGCAAAUAAUUUUCGCCAGGAGGUAAUUUCACAAGCAAAAGUGUGUGGAAUCAGCAAUGAAUCAGAGACAGUCAAAAGACUUCGUCUGGCUGUCACCAAUAAGGAUUUUACUUUCAAAGCAGGACAGUGGGUUGAUUUCUUUAUUCCUGGAGUAUCUGUAGUUGGGGGAUUCUCAAUAUGUUCAAGCCCUGGCCUGUUGGAACGAGAAGGAAUAUUAGAGCUGGCAGUAAAGCACACUGCGCAUCCUCCUGCUCGCUGGAUUCACACUGAGUGUACUCUUGACUCAGAAGUGGCUCUGCGAGUGGGAGGUGAUUUCUUCUUUGAUCCUCAGCCUGGUGACUCCCCUGCAAAACUGGUGCUGAUAGCCGGGGGUGUUGGAAUUAACCCGUUGUUUUCUAUACUGCUGCAUAUAGCAGAUCUUCAUGGAUACCGAGAGGGUAAAGGAAAUGCGUACAAAAUGGGAACAGUGAAGCUGUACUACAGUGCAAAAAAUACAAGCGAACUCUUAUUUAAGAAAAAUAUUCUUGGUUUGAUGAAUGCAUUUCCUGGAAAGAUCACAUGUCGUUUCCACGUAACCCGACAGAGUUCACAGAUCUGUGAGGAACUUCAGCCACAUGUUACAGAGGGAAGAAUAUCUGAAAAGGAUCUAGAGAAACAUGUAUCCAAGGAUACUUUGUGGUACAUCUGCGGUCCACCCCCAAUGAUAGAAUCUAUAUCCAAACUACUGUCCAACAUUGGUGUUCCUAGAGACUCUGUUUUCUUCGAGAAGUGGUGGUAGUGACACCUGCUGAUUUUUUUGUUUGUUUCCAGCGUAUUUUGAUCAGCUGAAAUGUGCAGAAAAUGGACUAUGAAUUAUUUGGGAGAUCUUUACUUCGUACAUGAAGAUGUCUUCAGUCACAAUGGUGUUCCUUUAAUUUAACUGUAACACACUUGUAAUACAGUGCUGCUGCUUUGGGGAGAAAAAUGAUUUUAUAUUAAAGACAUUAACUGUU
This is a messenger RNA of Opisthocomus hoazin, 1191 nucleotides long. Lineage: Eukaryota; Metazoa; Chordata; Aves; Opisthocomiformes; Opisthocomidae. The record is from RefSeq and is a predicted model, not a curated record.